Molecule: messenger RNA, 777 nt
Organism: Ambispora leptoticha
Lineage: Eukaryota; Fungi; Glomeromycota; Glomeromycetes; Archaeosporales; Ambisporaceae
Source: the annotation of a GenBank genome assembly
AUGAAUAUGAAAACUAAUACAAUUAAUAAUAAAAGGUUACCAAAAAUCGAAAUAACGGUUUCGUUUCCACCCGAUAUCGUGCCGAUAAAUUUAAUCAAUCGUGCUCUGGAAAAGACUCGAAGAACAGGGAAAUAUGCUCGAGUUCCUAACGCUUUUAUUGCGUAUCGUUCUGUUUUCUGUAAGGAACUUCAAAAAACAAUACAUCCAAUCAUUACGCAACCUCAACUUUCGUUGAUUACUAGAGAAUAUUGGUCAAAAGAACCAGAAAAUGUUCGCCGAGAAUACGAAAGAAUUGCUGCCGAAGCGAGAAAUUUAUAUAUACGAAUUUGUAUUGAACAAAAGCUAUUUCAAGAAACUAAAGUAAAUAAAAACAACGAGAAAGGAGAUUCUUAUUCCUAUUGGUCAAAGCAACAUAGUGAAUUUGCUCAUGAUCCAAAUUCUUGGCAAAUUUCACCACAAACUAACGAAAUUGAAUUUUCUGAAAGCAUAAACAAUGGGCUAUUAGAGAAUUUUAUAGUCGAUGAAUCUCACACAACCUCUAAUUUUAUAGAUACUACAUUUUUUAAUCCUCCAAUCGAAAAUAAUCAAUUUUUAAACAUAGAAUCGAAUUUUUUAUCUGUAUUUUCUGAUGAUAAUUUAACAUUUUUAUCAAAUACGCCGCCCUCUGCAGAAUGUUGCGAUUCAUGUAAAAAAUACACUGAAUACUUAGAAAAGCGUAUAAGCGAUUUAGAAGUACGAUUGAAUGAUUUAACAGAGAAAUACAAAAAAAGUAAUUAA